GUGUAACCCUUCUGGCGAACGGGCCUCUUCCAGGCAGCAUUCGCAAGUCACGUUUAAGAGGCGUGCGGUUCGCAAAAGGAACAGAAGGCCGAAACUUGCAUCUCUUCUUCUCCGUCGUGAUUUCUUCUUCGAUAUAUCCAUUAUCAUCAUCAUUGUCGUCGUCGUCAUCGUCGUCGUCGUCGUCGUCAAGACCCGUCAAACGCGAUGAGGCCCGUAAAGAUAACCGACUUCUCCCGCGGACGCCUCACGGAGGACAGCCUCCUCCUUCUCAAGAUGGGAAGGCUAGGCACCCAAUACCUGGAGCGCCUGCUGGCCCGCAACGGCGCCGACAACGGCAUCCGGAGCAAGAAGGGCGGCCUCAAGCUGCCCAACGAGAUCUGGCUCACGAUCGUGGCCUUCGCGCGGGCGGGCGCGCACGACCAGUUCCACCUAGUCAAAGUUGAGCAGCAGCGGCAGCAGCAGGAGGAAUCAUCAGCCUCUCCCGACACCAUGCUGCUCCGCUGCACCAGACACGAGUUCGUCCCCGCAGAAGACGACGAGCACCUGCUACUGGCGGCCAACCUCGAGAGCGGGGACAGCGUGCGCGAGCCCGUCCACGACCGCAAAGCUCCAGACCAAGAUUCCCGAGCUGCGCAGGCUGACCGGCCCGGAGAAUACCUUCGAAGUCGUCCUGGACGGGUCGAACAGGAAACCCCACCUGUACGGGUUCAUCGACGUGCCGGAUUUCAUCGCGCGGCUCGAGGGGGGGAGUGCUGGGUAUGCAGCGAGAAAAGGUUUAUCUGCCCGGGUUGCACGGGAGGGGUAGCCUCUGAAUUCGACGCCUUCAUGGGCUGCGGCGUGGACCUUGCCUGCCCGCUCUGCAUGGGUCUGAAGUUCAGCCAAUACCAUAAAAGCUUCUUACAAGAAUACUACGAUGACUCGCCAGACGAAAGUGAAAAGCAAGACACGUUGAAGUGGAUAGAGGGUCGAUUAGAGGAGUUGGGGUAUGAAGGUGUGGCGGUGAAGGCGGAUGCGUGCGGAGAUGGAGGGUUUUAGUAAACAAUAGGGGUCGUGGGGGAAAGGGGCGCAGGAAAGCGGUAUCGAGGCGUAGCGUCUUGAUGGGUCCGUCCAUGACCUAGAAAUACAAAUUGCCUGGGUAAUCAAAACUUGCUUCCGACUAGCUAGCUUGAAGCAGUUCGAGUCGCAGGCUAUGAAUGCAACGAGGUCUCGACGCCGUAUCCUAUUAUAGAGAUGGUGGGCGUAUUAGUGAUACGGCGAAGGCCGUGGUAGCUUAGAUUGUCUCGUAGAAGUUUAGUGGCACGCAAGUAUGUCGAGUCGUUGAGGAAUUCUACUUCAGUCUUAAGCCUCAUGUUCCCAUCGACUACCAAGGCACGUCAGUUAAUACGUCUUCGGUAACGAGCUACCCAGUACGCAUCUCGUUCCGUAACCGUCUUGUAGCAAAAUCUCCUCGGUCAUAUCGAAA
This is a messenger RNA of Daldinia caldariorum, 1462 nucleotides long. RefSeq lists its product as uncharacterized. The record is from RefSeq and is a predicted model, not a curated record. The coding region runs from base 205 to 1035 and encodes 276 amino acids. The transcript has a single exon. NCBI's taxonomy places the organism in Eukaryota, Fungi, Ascomycota, Sordariomycetes, Xylariales, Hypoxylaceae.